AUAAAAGACGGAUGCAGUCAUUUUUAAAUAAAUAAAAAUGUGCUAACGUUCAACAGUAAUAUUUCACACUUUGAUUAAUCAGAUCGCUAAAUCACUUUAAUCAUUUAGAACUUAGAAAUUCAACUAGAUUGUAAAUAUUCAAAUAUCUAUUUAUAAAUUUUUUAAAAACUUAUUCAAAUUUUUGGAAUUUAAUUUUAAGUGGGCUGGUUUUGACGCAAGAUCAAAAAUGAAAUCAGUUUCAUCAUUAUCAUUCAGUGAUUUGGAGUGUCAUCUUAGUUCAUCGGCUCUAUCGCCUUUAUCAUCAGCCAUAAAGUGUGCAUGGGCUGUUUUGCAUCAGACGUAUGACACAUACAGCGAAGAAGAGGUUUGCAUUGGAUUUACUGGUGGGAAAGACUGCACAGUUGUUUUACAUUUAAUGCUAGCAUAUUUAAAACAACGUUUCAAUUAUGAAUUUCCAAAAGUAACUGGAUUAUAUUUAAAAGGUGCUGAUCCAUUUCCUGAAACAGAGAAAUUUAUUGAUGAAUGUCAAAAAAACUUUAAUGUAAAAAUGAUUGUGAUUGAUAGCUGUAUUAAAGAUGGUUUACUAAAACUUAAAAAGACCCAUCCGUUCAUAAAAUCUAUUGUAAUGGGAACACGCCGUCACGAUCCUUACUCACUAUCAUUACGCCCCUUUUCUCUAACAGACUCCGACUGGCCACAAUACAUGCGUAUUAUGCCAAUAUUAGAUUGGACUUAUGGUGAGGUGUGGGAAUUCCUUAAUAUAUUUCAACUUCCAUAUUGUACACUUUAUGAUGAAGGAUAUACAUCAAUCGGAUACACAAUUAACACUCAUAAAAAUCCUUAUUUACAGUUAUCAAAUGGCAAAUAUUUGCCAGCAUAUAAUUUAGAAAAUGUAACUUCUGAACGUGUUGGUAGAAAAAACUAGUAGUUUAUUUUUUACUGAAGGUUUGUAUGUUUAAAAUAUAACAUUUGUUUAUUAACUAUAUUUCUGUUAGAAUUAUUAAAUUAUUCGAUGUAUUCUGGUUUUUAUGGAGAUUGUUUUAAUAUUAUGGAGAUUGUUCUAAUAUUACUACUAAUAAUAAAUCUAAGAAUAUUUAAGUAGAUAAUUUAAUGUAGUAAAA
Hydra vulgaris (swiftwater hydra) is the source of this 1121-nucleotide messenger RNA. Its product is annotated as FAD synthase. Lineage: Eukaryota; Metazoa; Cnidaria; Hydrozoa; Anthoathecata; Hydridae. Gene Ontology annotation, biological process: FAD biosynthetic process. Gene Ontology annotation, molecular function: FMN adenylyltransferase activity. The record is from RefSeq and is a predicted model, not a curated record.